Molecule: messenger RNA, 1134 nt
Organism: Lathyrus oleraceus (garden pea)
Lineage: Eukaryota; Viridiplantae; Streptophyta; Magnoliopsida; Fabales; Fabaceae
Exons: 2
Coding region: 1-1134 (377 amino acids)
Source: RefSeq, a predicted model, not a curated record
AUGGCUUCCACAAGCAACUGUUUUACAGUUUGUAGCAAUGUUAAAGUUCCUUUGUUUGAAGGAGAAAAUUAUGAUUUUUGGGCUGUUAAAAUGGAGACUUUAUUCACCUCUUUGGAUGUCUUGGAGUUCGUCCAAAACGGGUAUGACGAACCAGCACCAACAGAGGCUGAAGAAUCAAGCCAACGACUUGAAGAAUUGAAGAAGAAAAAGAAGAUCACAGAUGUUGGAGUUCUCAGGAUGAUUCAAAGAGAAAUCUCUAUAUCCAUUUUCCCAAGGAUUAUAAGAGCAAAAACAUCAAAGGAAGCAUGGAAUAUUCUACAACAAGAGUUUGAAGGAGACUCAAAGUCACAUGGAGAUACAAUAGAUGAUCGCAGAAUUGUAGAUAAAAUUCUGAUUAGUUUUACAGAAAAAUUUGAUCCUAUGAUGGUUGUUAUAGAAGAAACUAAGGACCUAUCAACUACGUAUGUUCAAGGGUUGAUGGGGUCUUUGAGGUCCUACAAACAAAGGUUGUUACGACACUCUGAAAAAUCAGUUGAGAGUGCCUUUAAAUCUAAACUCAACAUUCAUCCCAACAAUGGUGAAAAUAGGCCCCCAAUACAAAAUAGAGGUGAGUCUUCUAGAGGUGGCAAAUUUGGAAGAGGCAUGGGCAAAGGAAGAAACUCACGAGGAAGAGGAAGAGGCGUGAAUGGUGGAAGAUGGCAUGAAGGAGCAUCAAAUAAAUGGUGCAAAUUCUGUAAGAGUAACACUCAUAACGAGAAUGAUUACUGGAACAAGGAAAAACCACAAUGUCACAAUUGCAAGAGAUUCGAGCAUAUUCAAAAGGAUUGUCGUUUUGUCAGUCAACAACAUGCUUCAUUUGUAGAAGGAGAAAAUGAUGAAGGCAAUUUGUUUUUUGCUUGUCAAAAAGAUUUUCAAGAAGAUAAAAAUGUGUGGUAUUUAGAUAGCGGUUGUAGCAACCAUAUAACCGGAAAGAAAGAAGCUUUUAUAAACAUUGAUUCUUUAUUUGGCUUAAAAGUUAAUUUAGGAAAUGGAGAACAUGUUGAAGUAAAAGGAAAAGUCAUUCAUGACACUCUUUAUGUGCCCGAGUUGGACGAGAAUGAUUACAACAAAGAAAGGAAGCAAAGUCAUUCAUGA